AUGCUGUGUGCAAUCUGCCAAGAAACGAUUAAUGAUUGUGUAUCGUGCUAUGGUUGUAAAAACCAUCUCUGCUACGGCUGCGCUGGCUUGGAAGAAAAAAGCUAUCGUAGACUCAAUCAAGACAAAAAAUCUGCAUGGAGGUGUGCUCAUUGCAAGAAUACAAAAAACGAAACAUCGAUCAACGAAGUCAUAUUGAAAGAGAUCCGCGACAUUAAAAGUAGGGUUAACUCUAUACCGGAAUUGUUGGAAGAUGUCAAGACCAUCAAGUGCGAACUGGAGGAACUAAAAGACGCUUGUAAUGAAAACAACAAGCGAUUGGACGAGUUUGACACCACAAUUGCAACAAUGGAGGAAAACGUAUCAGAGAUCAAUCAUAUCAAGGACAAGCUUGCCAUAACGCGCGUUGAUUUUGAUCGCAUCCACCAUUAA
Messenger RNA from Parnassius mnemosyne (clouded apollo), 429 nucleotides. NCBI's taxonomy places the organism in Eukaryota, Metazoa, Arthropoda, Insecta, Lepidoptera, Papilionidae. The record is from the annotation of a GenBank genome assembly.